This is a messenger RNA of Leptidea sinapis, 2496 nucleotides long. RefSeq names its product ras-related protein Rap1 (gene Rap1). Gene Ontology annotation, cellular component: plasma membrane. Lineage: Eukaryota; Metazoa; Arthropoda; Insecta; Lepidoptera; Pieridae. The record is from RefSeq and is a predicted model, not a curated record. The transcript has a single exon. Gene Ontology annotation, molecular function: GTPase activity; GTP binding; GDP binding. Bases 153 to 710 code for a protein of 185 amino acids. Gene Ontology annotation, biological process: negative regulation of synaptic vesicle exocytosis; cellular response to cAMP; Rap protein signal transduction.
AAUAUUUCAAAGUGAGCCAUCGCCCUGCUAACGGUGUCAUGGCGGAUUGACUUGUUGAAAGGUUUUUUGCAAAAUCUUGCAUGUUAACGUGCUUUUAUUUUAUUUAAUCUUUAAUUUCAGUGCACAUAAUAACCAAUACAUAAUAGUAAAUAAUGCGUGAAUACAAAAUAGUUGUUUUGGGCAGUGGAGGUGUGGGAAAAUCCGCUCUCACAGUACAAUUUGUACAAGGCAUCUUUGUGGAGAAAUACGACCCCACUAUCGAAGACAGCUAUCGAAAACAAGUAGAAGUAGACGGACAACAAUGUAUGCUAGAAAUCCUUGACACUGCAGGCACUGAACAGUUUACGGCAAUGAGAGACUUAUACAUGAAGAAUGGUCAAGGAUUUGUUUUAGUUUACUCAAUCACCGCACAAUCAACGUUUAACGAUCUUCAGGAUCUGAGAGAACAAAUUUUACGGGUGAAAGAUAAGGACGAUGUGCCCAUGGUAUUAGUUGGCAACAAGUGCGAUUUGGAGGCGGAACGCGUGGUCGGGAAACAACAAGGAGCAAACCUUGCCAACCAUUUCAAUUGCGUUUUUAUGGAGACCUCCGCGAAGGCAAAAAUCAGUGUGAAUGAAGUGUUCUACGAUCUAGUGCGGCAAAUCAACAAAAAGUCACCCAAAGAGGAAAACAAAAAGAGACCCCGAAGGACCGUAUGUCGGCUCCUGUAAGAGCGGUUUCGCUGUCGACCCGUCUAGGUAUUCAAUAUUUAAUAAUUUGAAAGACUUCUCGUACCCGGAUUUGGCUCUGAAUGAUUCCAAAAGUUACUAGAAUGGGUGAGGAAUAAUUGUUAUGUGUAACCCUGAGCAUUUCUAGAAUGUGCAUUUGUUAAGCUGGCUUGUGACCCAACAGGUGUUUGGAGAGUGGAAGAUGCACAGAUAUCACGUUAUUUACAUUUGUCAACCUCUCAAGUAAGUCUUACAGAGCUUAGUGUAUUAUCUUAAUAAUUCUGUGUAUGUCCCACUCCUUAGUAAUUCUCUAUGUAUUACAAUAUGUAAGAAUAUUAAAGUUCAGAAGUUUAUUGUUUCAAGUCCAUUUCUUGUUGUACAAUUUAGGCAUAAAUCAACAAAAUUUAUAUUGGUUUAUCUAUGUAGUGGGUAUAAUGUGUGUAAUUUUCCUCUAAUUGCAAUAUUAAGUUCAGACAUUGAGAUUGUUAAGGAAAGUUUUAUAAUUAAUUAUAUGUAAAUUUAACUGGAUCUUUACCUGUAGUAAAAUAUAAAAAUUCCACGCAAACUAUCUACAUUUGUGAGUUGUGAUAUUGGCAAUAAGAUAUUUGAUGUAAUUAAAACUAGGGAUUAGAGAGUCAUGAAAAUCUAAUUAUUGAUAUUUAAUCAAUUAUUUUCAAUAUGGAGGAUGUAACAAAUUUAAUCUCAAAUCACUUUAUCUAAUUGGUGUAAAAGAUAGGAAUCUUAGGAUUAUCACUAAUAAUUUGAAAGAUAAUAAUAAUUAUUCCUAUAAUCAUUGGUUAUGUUCUAUGAUCAAACAUUUUAUUUAGUUUCUGAUGGUCUCGGUAAGAGGAUGUGGAAAACAUUUUUGGGUACAUAAUAUAAUAAACAUAUAUGUUUAUAAGAUUUUUUCUUUUUUUAUGGUAAUAUGUAAAUUAUGUUUGAUGAAUAUGUGAGCAACUUGUGUUGAGAACUCGGAAAAACUAAAUCUAAUUUGAAUCUUUUUUAGGUAAAUGUGCCACAUGGUCCUUGGCCACAUGUUUAAAUAAAUAUAUUAUUAUUAAGUAUGAAAAUAUUAUAAUAACUGCAAUGUCUGAACUUAUGACAUGUAAAUAAAUUAAUUAAUAGCAUUUGAAGCUUCUGAACUAGGGGGAUGUGAGAUAAGAGCAAAUUGGAAUGCCUAACAUUCUGUUGUCAGGCCUGAUUAUGUAAAAUGUUUAUUGAUAAGAAAACAUUGAAUUAUUCAGAUAUAUUAUUGUCUUGUUAUAUAUACUACAUUGUAUUAAUGGGAAUGUUGAAUGCAACAGUUUGGUCUCGAUACCCUUAACUUGUAUAACUGGACCUUACGAGACUGCACCCCACCAAGUAGGGAGUCCAAUGUCUAGUAGACUCUAGAAUGUCCAUAGGCACAUUGCAGAUUCUAUUCCUUUAUAUACAAUUUAAAAGUCUAAAAAAUUAUCGUUAUUAGUAAUGUGAUAGAUCUAUGAUUGCUGGCUCAUCUGUGUAAAUUACUGGUGUAUGUGUUGCUAUUACUAAAAACUUUGUUAAAGUAAUAAUUAUAAAUAGGUGUUCAAAUAUUGUUAUGGGAGUAGAUGUUUCCUCCAUUCUAAUUUCUGUUAAGAUUGCACAAGGAUAUUGGUGAAAAUGACUUGAUCCGAGUUCGACUAUAUUUUUAUAUAUAUUGUGCAAAACUAAGUACUUGUAUAUUUUUAUCUUUUCAAUCAAUAAUCGACAUGUACAAUUAAUUUCUUUUCAUUUACAAAUUAUUCAAUAAAACCAAUUUUAAAAUUCA